ACCGCACUAAUUAAAUGCCAUCUGGGUGGUUCCUCGGGGUUUUUGAGCCCAUCACCCAGUUCAGACUGAGUCAGAGGCCAAGGAGGAGAACAUGAUGAUGGACCUUUUUGAAACUGGCUCCUAUUUCUUUUACUUGGACGGGGAAAAUGUUACCCUGCAGCCCUUAGAAGUGGCAGAGGGCUCGCCUUUGUAUCCAGGGAGCGAUGGCACCCUAUCCCCCUGCCAGGACCAAAUGCCCCCGGAAGCUGGGAGCGACAGCAGCGGAGAGGAACACGUCCUGGCGCCCCCAGGCCUACAGCCUCCCCACUGUCCGGGCCAAUGCCUCAUCUGGGCUUGUAAGACCUGCAAGAGAAAAUCUGCCCCCACCGACAGACGGAAAGCCGCCACCCUGCGCGAGAGGAGGCGGCUAAAGAAAAUCAACGAGGCCUUCGAGGCUCUGAAGCGAAGGACUGUGGCCAACCCCAACCAGAGGCUGCCCAAGGUGGAGAUUCUGCGGAGCGCCAUCAGCUACAUCGAGCGGCUGCAGGACCUGCUGCACCGCCUGGAUCAGCAGGAGAAAAUGCAGGAGCUGGGGGUGGACCCCUUUAACUACAGACCCAAACAAGAGAAUCUCGAGGGUGCGGAUUUCCUGCGCACCUGCAGCUCCCAGUGGCCAAGUGUUUCGGAUCAUUCCAGGGGGCUCGUGAUCACUGCCAAGGAAGGAGGGGCAAGCAUUGAUUCCUCGGCCUCAAGCAGCCUUCGGUGCCUUUCUUCCAUCGUGGACAGUAUUUCCUCGGAGGAGCGUAAACUCCCCUGCGUGGAGGAGGUGGUGGAGAAGUAACUGGGAGCCGGCGUUGGGGAUGGUCGCGGCAACAGGAAGAUCCCACCCUCCCUCCUUCGACUAAUCCUUCGGAUUAGUUCACAUUACAUUCACGUUGAGGAACCCAGACCGCAGAAGUUUAUGAAAGGGAAGGAGACACAAAGAAACUUCUCCGAAACUGUUGUGCACGCUCGGAUGCCUUUGGGCUCUGGGCUUUAAUCUUUUUGGAACAGCGAGUGGCGUAGGUCUAGCAGCCUUACUUUGCUACUGUUUGGUUGGUUUUAUAAUAUAUUUACUUUAAUUACGGUGAUUCUUUUGUGCCAUGAUCAAAAGAAGUUCAUUCCUGUCUAACACAAAGUGGGAACGUUGCAUUUAAAUGUUAGGGGUAUUGAAUGUAUAUUUGUAAAUAAUCUUAGUUCUUUCAUUUUAUAUGUAAACCUAAGAAAUAUAUAUUGUAAAGUAACAGACGUAUUGUAUAUAUAAUGUGAGAGGAUCCUGGUAUUGUAAUAUUAAAAAAAUGAGUUUCUGUAUGAAUAAAGUUGGUCCUAUUUCGAUUCAGCUGAACAAAUAUAUAGAGAGCCAUAUUUUAAUUUAGACAUCACACCAGCCCAUUUAUCUGGGUGAUUUCUUAAAGGCUGAUUUAAAGGAAGGAAAACGGGUUGUUUUUCUAUGUCUGAAUUAAACUGUUUGCUUUUCUAUACGUGAGGAAUAUCCAGGAGAAAAAUGUCCUUUUUUUCUUGUAUCAGCAUACUUUCUCGUUCUGUUUCUGUACCUGGAGCUCUGGGUGAGACUUGCUUACCCAAAGUUGACUGAAUUUUCAAUCCAGUAAAAUCUCAUUGUUGCAAGAAA
This is a messenger RNA of Myotis brandtii (Brandt's bat), 1648 nucleotides long. It is a transcript of the gene MYF6, whose product is annotated as myogenic factor 6 (herculin). The transcript is spliced from 3 exons. Gene Ontology annotation, biological process: muscle organ development; positive regulation of myoblast differentiation; regulation of transcription by RNA polymerase II. Gene Ontology annotation, molecular function: DNA-binding transcription factor activity, RNA polymerase II-specific; RNA polymerase II cis-regulatory region sequence-specific DNA binding; protein dimerization activity. The coding region runs from base 92 to 820 and encodes 242 amino acids. The record is from RefSeq and is a predicted model, not a curated record. NCBI's taxonomy places the organism in Eukaryota, Metazoa, Chordata, Mammalia, Chiroptera, Vespertilionidae.